UUUGAAAGAAAAAAGUAUGACGUUUUAUUAUAAAGGUAUGACUUACGAAAUGAAACAGUAUUUCAGAUUUAUUUACAGAACGGACACCAUCAAAUUAGGAUGCACACUAAUAUCCGAGGACACGCAUGCUCAAAAGAUAUUGCAAGGGGUGGAAAGUGGAACGUUGGUGUCAGAAAUGAAAACAAGUGGAGAGUAGAGUACUGACCGAGUGGCCAUGACAUCUUCAGGCUUUGCUAUGGAUGACCCUGAUUUUCCUCUUUUAAGAUGUACUCCAAAUUGCACCAAACUGGUUCUGUUCUUCGGUUGGUUAAACGCCAGCCCACGAGCUGUAAAGCGCUAUGUCCAUCUCUACCACAGUUGUGGCUACGAUCUGCUAUACAUUAAUGGCCAUGUGACACAAUUUGUGUGGCCCCCCAACUCUUUAAAGCUAGCUAGGAGGUUGUUAGAAUAUGUGGAUAAACUUUCCGUAUACCAAGACAUUCUAUGUCACGCUAUUUCUAUCGGGGCAUACAAUUACACCAGCUGUCUAAUGGUUUUGAAAGACUCUCCAAAUCAGUACAAUUCCUUGAAGGCACGCCUUCGUGGGAUAAUUUUCGACAGUCUGACUCUGGGGUCCACAGAGAGGAUGAAGAACGGGGUAAAACACGGACUGACACAAAACCGACUGCUCCAAUUUCUUAUCCCUCGAUUAUUGUCAAUUUACUUUUGUCUGACAUAUAAUCACACUCUCAAGUUUUUUGAAAGAGGAGUAGACAUUUUUAUCAAGUGCCCUCUGCAUAUUCCAACGCUGUUUGUGUACAGUCGAGACGACCCGAUGUGUGAUGCUGAGACUGUAGAUGAUAUCAUUAAAAAAUGGCGGAAAGAGUUUGAUUUUACUGUUUCUUUUGUGUGUUGGUCGAAGUCUAAACAUACAAUGCAUAUUAAAGAACAUGAAAAAGAUUAUAUGGAGGCAUUCAGAGAUUUCAUGAAACGUGUUCAACAGCAGUCUGAAAGUUCACAACGCAAAUCUAAACUCUGAGGAGGAAAGGAAAGCUCAACUGUUCUCAAUAGAUUUCUUUUUUUAACGUUUAAACUUUGAAUUUCAACAGCAUUGGAUUCAAAUGGUAAAUAGUAUAUUGCCUUCCAAGAAAGAAAAAUGAUAUUUCAAUACAGUGUCUUUGAGUUGGUAUGUCCCCGGUAAAAUUCUGGAUCCGCAAGUACAUAAAUCGCUACAUCUCAGAAUAUUCCACUACAUGUAUCUGUGCUAAUGAAAAAAAUGAAGAGGGGAAAAUCCAUCACCAGUUUUAGCGUUAUCUUUUUUAAAAGUAUUUUUCGUAGAAAAAUGUACUACUGAUGAAAACAGUGUACAUAUGAAACAUUGCUGCAGUUUGAAAAUUGUUGAUAAACAG
Molecule: messenger RNA, 1388 nt
Organism: Saccostrea cuccullata (small rock oyster)
Lineage: Eukaryota; Metazoa; Mollusca; Bivalvia; Ostreida; Ostreidae
Product: transmembrane protein 53-A-like
Exons: 2
Coding region: 215-1018 (267 amino acids)
Molecular function (GO): serine hydrolase activity
Source: RefSeq, a predicted model, not a curated record